Synchiropus splendidus (mandarinfish) is the source of this 6020-nucleotide messenger RNA. RefSeq names its product girdin-like. Gene Ontology annotation, molecular function: dynein light intermediate chain binding; microtubule binding. The transcript is spliced from 29 exons. NCBI's taxonomy places the organism in Eukaryota, Metazoa, Chordata, Actinopteri, Syngnathiformes, Callionymidae. The record is from RefSeq and is a predicted model, not a curated record. Gene Ontology annotation, biological process: cytoplasmic microtubule organization; cytoskeleton-dependent intracellular transport. Gene Ontology annotation, cellular component: cytoplasm; centrosome. Bases 223 to 5415 code for a protein of 1730 amino acids.
UGUUCGUUACGUACAACUGGUCGCGCUCUAAACGCUGACGCUGCGAUCAUUUGUUUAUGCAACAUAACUAACUUGAGCAACGGCUGGUCAAGUUCAAGGGACGAAGGGAUGGCGCGAACGAAAACAUCCGAGAUGUGCACUUGUGCGGAACGAAGAGUGGACUUUUCGGAACUGACUCACUGGGGAUUUGAAAUCUGAAGGGUAAAACAAACUGAAUUCACAAUGGAGAGUGGGGUGUUUCUGCCCUGUCGGGAUCAAUUCAUGUUGAGUCCUCUCGUCACGUGGGUGAAGACGUUUCUCCCACCUGAUGGCAGCGUCCACCUGGACUUUCCCGAAUUAAUGGAUGGAAUAUUCCUGAAUGACGUCAUGAACCAAAUAAACCCUCCGUCACCAAAGGCUGCCAACAAGGCGACCAGAGAUCCGAGCCAUAAAGUGAAGAACCUCAACUUCCUGGUGCAGCAGAUCAAGACUUAUUAUCUGGAUCAUCUGAGGCAACUGAUCAUGAUUCCUGUGCCGAAUGUGUCGCUGCUGACAAAGACUCCCUACUGUGAACAAGGUCUGGACGAGAUGAAAAAGCUUCUGCUGUUGCUGUUGGGAUGUGCUGUUCAGUGUGAAAAGAAGGAGGAGUACAUCGAGAGGAUUCAGACGCUAGACUUCGACACUAAAGCUGCCAUCGCUGUGCAUAUUCAGGAGCUGACCCACAGUCAGGAGAACAUGUUAGAUCUCCAGUGGUUGGAGUCCAGUGACUUGCACGCAGAUGAGCUUGAGACCCUGGCGAGGAACAUGGCUGUGCAGCUUAAACACCUGCUGGACCAAAGAGACGCCCAUCUGCAGACAAUAGUGGAGCUCACCCAGGAAAAAGAUGGUGUGGUCUCCUUGCUGGGAUGCCCAUCGAACCCACAGUGCUCUGGUUACUCCCCUGGCACGCAGCAACAGCAGCCAGGGACGCAGCAGCAUUUAGCUGUGGAGCUGGCUGACUUCAAGGCCAAAAUCAGACGGCUCAGGCAGGAGCUUGAGGAGAAGAACGAACAGAUGCUGGACUGCAGACAUGAACUGGAAAACAUGCGACUGGAGCUGAAGAGGAUCCAGCAAGAGAACUCCCAGCUUCUGGUGGACGCCCGAGCAGCUCGUACCUACCGGGAUGAACUGGAUUCUUUAAGAGAAAGAGCCAUCAAGGCGGACAAGUUGGAGAGUGAAGUGGGACGCUACAGGGAGCAGCUGCACAAGAUUGAGUUUUUCAAGGCCAAAGUGGAGGAGCUAAAGGAGGACAACCGGGUUUUACAAGAGACCAAAGAGGUGCUGGAGGACCAGUUGGAAGGCUGGCGAGCCCGCUCUGACAAAAUCCAUCAUCUGGAGAAGCAAAGUUUGUUGCUGAAGGCCCAGAUCCACGAUUUGGAGCAAGAGAGGGAAGCGGAUCGGAAGCGUAUUGAAGAGCUCCAGGAAGAAAACUUGUCUCUGUGUUUGGCUCAGAGGAGAAGCAUGGAAGAAUCCCAGCACCUCGGCUGGGAGUUGGAGCAGCUCUCCAAAACCACCGACAGCCCACAGAGUCACCAGACUCUAAGCGAGGAAGUGAGUGAGCGCGCACGAAGUCGGCUGCUGAAGCUUGAAAAAGAGAACCAGAGUCUGCUGAGGACCAUAGAGGAUCUCAGGGUGGCAUCCGUGCGCGGUUCAGAGCAGGCUAAAAGUGCCAACAACGGGAGGGAGUCGGUCUGCCCCGAGAGCCAAAGCUUCCACACAUGCAAUGGAACAAACCCUGAACUCAUGUUAGUAGCACCCUGCUCAGAAGGCAGCACACCCGAGACGAUGAACGGAGAUAUCAAAAACAGCCGGCAAGAGUGUCCGGACAUGAGACAGCUGGACGGUGGAAGUAGUUGUGAUCAUUUCCAAGAACUGAUAUCUGACGUGGAAAUUCUGGAACAAAGUCAAAACAGGCAUCAUCAUGGUUGUGUUGCAUCACAUGACUCCAGCUUCCCCAGGCACGACGAUGUGUUGCCAGCUCUGCCGACGCGCUACUGUUACGCCAACAAGCAAAUGCAAAGGCUGGAAGCCAAAUGUAGAAACCUGGAUUCACUGAAUCAGCAUCUUCAGACGUCACUGGACAACACUGAACGGAAGGUGCAGCACCUUGAAGCUGAAAUUCAGGAGCUGGAAGCAGAGAACCAGACCCUGCACUCCACGUUGGAGGAGCUCCGGGUGUCAGCACGGCGUCUUGAGCAAAUGGAAGUGGAGAAGCUGAACCUGGAGCAAGAAAACACAAGUCUGGAGAAGGAUAAAAGGCUGCUGGAGAAAGAGAACAGGCGACUGCGGCAGCAGACUGAAAUCCAGGAAGCCAAUUUAGACAGCAGAAACGUCUGCAUGACUGGCCUGGAGCGGGAGAUGCGUCUCCUCGUGAAGGAGGUAGAAUCAUUGAGAGAAACCGCUGAGCGAGUCAAAGGCCUGGAGAGAGACCACAGAGAACUGACCAAACAAGCUGCCAUCGACCAGAGAACCCUGGUCAACCUCAGAGAGGAGCUUGUUAGUGAGAAGCUGAAGACCCAACAGAAAGACAAUGAGUUGGAAAGUCUUGCUCAUCAGCUGGAGGUGAAGCUUGUCCACCAGGAGAGCAAACAGCAGCACAGCGCCACUGACAACAGGUUCAAGAUGCUGGAGUCUCAACUGGAACUUUCUCUGAAGAAGUCGCUUCAGAUUAAAGAGGACAAGAUGGCCUCUCUGGAGGCACGUCUGCAGGAGUCGUCCAAUCUGAACCAGCAGCUUCGCCAGGAGCUCAAGGCGGUGAGGCUGAGCUAUGAGGCUUUGCAGCAGCGGCAAGAGGAGGAGGAGACAGGGGCAACUAGGACUCCACCUCCAAAGGAGUCAGGACGAGCCAUGAGUGAGAUGCUGCGUGAAAGCCAUGAGGCCACCAAAGAACUAUUGAAACUGAAGGACCAUCUUAUUGAAGUGGAGAGGAACAAUGCCACUCUAGAAGCUGAACGCCAGGCAGUUCAAGCUCAUGUGAGGCAACUGGAGAACCAGUCCGACAGUCUGCAGGCUCAGAUUCUGGCUCUUCAGAGGCAAGCUGCAUCACUCCAGGAGAGCAACACGGCCCUGCAGACACACAACGCAAACCUGCAGGUGGAGAAGUCGACGCUGAACUCACAGAGCGCCUCCCUCAUGGCGCAAAAUGCUCAGCUGCAGCAGCAGCAGUCCGGGAUGGAGGCGGAGCGGGAGAACGCGGUGCGUGAGCGUGACGAGCAACGUGGUGUCCACGAGCAGCUGCUGCGUGACCACGAGCGGCUGGCGGCCCUUCAUGAACGACAGGCCAUGGAGUAUGAGACCAUGUUGGGGAAACACGGCUGUCUGAAAAACGCACAUCGCACACUGGAGCUGGAGCACCGCACCCUGCAGGACAGGUACAACAGCCUGCUGCAGCAGAGGUCCAAGCUGGAGGAGCUGGAGAAAGCUCUGAAGGAGGAGCAGAUGAGGAUGGCCCUGGAGAAGGAGCAGCACAGAACUAGCGCUGCAGAGUGCUGUCGUCUGCGGGACGAGAAGGACUGGUUGAACCAAACGUACCGCCAGCUUCUGAACGACAACGAGGUUCUGACCGCGGAUCACAAGCAGCUGAAGAGCGAGCUGAACGAAGCCAAGCUGGAACACACCUGGCUGGAGGCCGACUUCAACAAGCUGAAGAAGGAGUACCAGCAGCUGGACAUCUCGUCCACCAAACUAACCAAUCAGUGUGAGUUGCUGAGUCAGCUAAAGGGAAACCUGGAGGAAGAGAAUCGACAUUUGCUGACUCAGAUUGAGACUCUGAUGCUCCAGAACCGAACCCUCCUGGAGCAGACGAUGGAGAGCAAAGAUCUGUUCCAUGUGGAGGAGCGCCAGUAUAUUGACAAGCUCAACGAUCUGAGAAGGCAGAAAGAGAAGCUGGAGGAGAAGAUCAUGGACCAGUACAAGUUCUACGAGCCGUCGCCUCCUCGCAGGCGAGGCAACUGGAUCACCCUGAAGCUGAAGAAGUUGAUCAAGUCCAGCAGCCGCGAGCACGGCCUGGAGAACACAUCCACGAGCGCCGAGGGCAACGAGCCACAGCUAUAUAGCGGCACCAUCGUCAGCUCUGACGGCUCCACCUCAGCGGGGGAAGUUGUCUCACCCCAGCACCGCAGCAGCGCCCUGAAACUGUUUCCACGUAUGAGGAGCAGGCAGAAGAACCGAGGCAGAGUCAAGACUCUGUUCCAACGUUCCAUGUCACUGAGCAGCUUGGUGUUCCCCUCUGGCCCGUCUGAAGAGGAGCGAUGGUCAGACGAGCAGCUGGAAGGGUCGGGGGCUGACGUGGAGGAGGACACUAAAGACACAUUGACCCCAUCCCUCACCACAUCUAUCAUCUCCAUCCACCACCCUCAUCCCACCUCGUCACCAUCUGGCUGCACCACGAGCUCUGGAGCUGAUGUUCCAGAUGUUACUGAGCUCUGGGUCACAGACAAGGAUUCCAACGAUAGCGCGGCACCAUCUGGACCCGAGGACAACGAUGAGCCGCAGAAUCACGGAGUCAGUGGGGUCCAGAGUCGAGCACAGAGUGAGAGCAGCGGAGAGUACAGCCUGAGUCUGGACAGUGAGCCCUGGUCAAACAACAGCAGCCCAGUCCAACAGCUGCCAUCACAGCAAUCUUGUGACAGCGCCGCCUCUCUGGACCCGUCAGACAAAGUGAAGGCCUCCACGUUACCCAUCGCCCGGAGCCAGGAGCACACACCAAAAACCAGAACCUCCACGCCAAAUCAGGACUUCUGGCUCACCAGGGGCACAAAGAGCAUCAGGAGGGGAUCCAAGGCUAAACUGAUGCGUCAGUCAUCAGAAGCAGCAGGCGUGGUGGCGGAAAAUCCCGAGCUUAAAGUCGACGCUCACACUGCAGUCAGCGCUCCCAUCACUGUGCUGUACGUGCAGGGGAAGUCCUCCUCUAUGUCGGGGUGUCUCAACUGCUUCUCCACCCCACUGACAAAGGAAGGUCGAGUUCGGGGGGUCAGCUCGACCAAAAUGCUCCCUCGUGCCAGCAGCGUCAUUUCGACGGCUGAUGGCUCGUCGCGCCGCUCCAGCGUCAACAGUGACUGCAGAGUGGAGCCUGACUCCCUCUCGGAGAACACCAGCAGCACUGAUCCACCUGUGAACCAGGAUCUACAAUCGGGUCCCGUCCCUCCUGUUAAACCCCCUAGAGACCCCGCUCUUAUAGACUCUUCUGACUGUCCCAAAUCCCCCGUGCAGGAGUCGCUCAUGGGCUCUUCAUUUACUUUUAACUCUGUCUUUUCAAACACAAUCUUCAGCGAUUCCGUUGUCACAACUGCAACUCAUCUGGAGCAGCACUGUCAGACUCUUCACACUCAAGAAACUCCGGGAGACUCCUCGCAAACUCAGCAACCAGACACCGACAAAUGUGUCAUAAAUGCAUGAAGAUGACUGAGCUCCACACUAAAGACUUGCACGUCAUGUCCUGAUCAUUCCAGAGUUCAGGUUACUGUUCACACUCUCCCUUUACACAGACUCUCUGUUGUACACAUCUAAGCGGUAGCUUCUCGUGACACUACCAACUUCUGUGUUUUCCUCCGUCCUCUGUUACAAAAACACUGCACUGUUUCAUCCUUGAUUCAUGUUUCUACUUGUAAGCAGGACAAAAUGUUAUUUAUUUUAGAUCAUCUGUGUAUUUAUAUUUCAAUUUUAUCUAAGUUUUGUGAAAAAUUUAAAAGCUUUGUUGAUGCAUUUUGUAAUGACCAGUAGAAUUCAUGUCACAACUUCAACCACCUAGAUGUACAACCUAUUUUUCAUAUUUUACAACAAUAUAUUGAGUCAUUCUGUUCUCCUCUGCUCCCUAUAUCCUUGAGAUAAAAAAGGUUUAAUGGGUAUAAGAGGUCACCAUGGCUUCCUAAGAUACAUGUUUUUGACCAAAUUGUACUCAGACACACACAUUACAUAUAUUAUUUUCCGGAGGGUAAAGUGCUGUCGUCAAAUGUUAUCAGUCAAUAAAUGUAACGAGAAACAAUAAAGUUUUAUUUCAGAUG